AUGACUGUCCCAGUGGAUGUCCCUGUCUCGCCUCGCCCUCUCCGCCCCCAUGAGCGCAUUCUCACCAACGAAGAUGGCGCUAUCAACACACCGGCUCGAGCACCUACACCGGUCCUCAACUUCGGCACUCUAGCAGUUCACGCGGGCGCACCUCACGACCCAGCAACGGGCGCAGUUAUUGAGUCCAUCUCGCUCUCGACCACCUUCGCACAAACAGCCGUGGGUAAGCCCAUCGGCCUCUAUGAGUACAGUCGCAGCGCAAACCCCAACCGUGACAACUUUGAAGAGGCGGUUGCCGCGCUGGAACAUGCGAGAUUUGCCCUUGCCUUCUCCUCGGGUUCAGCCACGACAGCCACGAUUCUGCAGUCAUUGGCAGCUGGGUCGCAUGUCAUCUCAGUAUCAGACGUCUACGGUGGUACACAUCGAUAUUUUACAAAAGUGGCGCUGGCGCACGGUGUUGAAGUUACAUUCUCGCCCUCUAUCGAACUCGACAUUGAAGAGCUAAUCCGCGAACAAACGAAGCUCAUUUGGAUCGAGACACCAUCAAACCCUACGCUCAGCCUGGUCGAUAUCCGGCACGUGGCUUCAAUCGCCCACAAGCACGGUAUUUUGGUGGUGGUGGACAAUACAUUCCUUUCACCCUACGUACAAAACCCGCUCGACCACGGAGCCGAUAUCGUUGUCCAUUCCGUAACGAAAUACAUCAAUGGACAUUCAGACGUCGUUAUGGGCGUCGCAGCUUUCAAUUCCGAACACCUGGAAGAACGGCUUACCUUUCUGCAGAACGCGAUUGGAGCCGUGCCGUCGCCGUUCGAUUGCUGGCUCGCUCACAGAGGAUUGAAGACCCUUCACCUCCGAGCGAGAGAGGCGAGCAGGAACGCGCUAGAAGUUGCGAGGGCACUGGAAGCUUCACCAAACGUCAUUGCAGUGAAUUACCCAGGCCUGGACUCGCACAAACAGAGGGCUAUCGCCGUCAAGCAGCAUCGUGACGGUAUGGGUGGUGGUAUGCUUAGCUUCAGGCUGAAAGGUGGCCAUUCAGCUGCAGAGCGUUUUUGCCAGCAGACCCGCAUCUUCACGUUGGCCGAGAGUUUGGGCGGCGUGGAAAGUCUCUGUGAGGUACCGAGCGCGAUGACACAUGCCGGUAUCCCGAAAGAGCAGCGCGAGGCUAUCGGAGUGUUUGACGACUUGGUCAGACUAAGCUGUGGUGUCGAAGAUGCAGAUGAUCUGAAGAAGGAUAUUCUGCAAGCCUUGGAGAAGGCCGUCGUUGGACCGAAGAUUACGAAUGGCUUGAACGGGACGAAGUGA
This is a messenger RNA of Cladophialophora yegresii CBS 114405, 1305 nucleotides long. RefSeq names its product cystathionine gamma-lyase. The transcript has a single exon. Lineage: Eukaryota; Fungi; Ascomycota; Eurotiomycetes; Chaetothyriales; Herpotrichiellaceae. Gene Ontology annotation, molecular function: pyridoxal phosphate binding; cystathionine gamma-lyase activity. The coding region runs from base 1 to 1305 and encodes 434 amino acids. Gene Ontology annotation, biological process: transsulfuration. Gene Ontology annotation, cellular component: cytoplasm. The record is from RefSeq and is a predicted model, not a curated record.